AAGGCGACGUUCGACGACAACAGCUGCAAUUCCGCCCGUCUCCGACGCCGCCGGUGUCUGGGGCGGUUCUGCUUCGUCUGGUUCUAAAGAGUCCCGAUCCUGCCUUCAAGCCAUGAAUCUGUUGUACACGGAUCGGCCGCCAUCAACAUGAACAUCUCCCUGCCCUUGCACCCCUCUUCGAGCCAGAGAAAUCGCGAUAGCAGGAACCACUUCAAGAACAACAACCAAGGAACCUCUCCCCAGUCUCCCAAUGGCCCGCUGAGGGAACUGACUCAGGAGCCGCCAUCCAUCAAUGAUCGGCUCAUUGUCGGCGUCGACUUCGGCACAACCUUUUCCGGAGUUGCCGCUGUCUACACCGGAACACCAGACGACAUUGAAAUCAUCAAGACAUGGCCCGGUGGUAAUGGCAUCACCUCGGACAAGGUCCCAACCGAGAUUUCCUAUGACCUCCCGGCCGGAGCGCCGCCUGGCACCGCGCCGACGGUGAAAUGGGGCUUCCAGUUCAAACCCGAGGAGUCGCGCCUGCGGUGCAUCAAGCUGUUCCUCGACCGCUCGCAGAAGCUGCCCUUUUACGUCAGCCCCCUGGAGACGGCCGCUCAGCUCAAGCGGUACAACAAGACGGUCGUCGACGCCGUGAGCGACUACCUGACCCAGAUUUACAAGCACACAAUGGACACGCUCAAGCGGCGGUAUGGCGAGUCUUUCAUGGCGUCCACCAAGGUCGACUUUGUUCUGACCUGUCCGGCUGUGUGGUCCGACGCGGCCAAGAAUACUACCCUCCAGGCGGCCGAAAGGGCCGGCAUGGGCUCGCAGUCGCAGAUUCAGAUGAUCAGCGAGCCAGAGGCUGCAGCGGUUUACACGUUGAAAGCCAUACAGCCGAAUCACCUGAAAGUCGGGGACAACUUCAUCGUCUGUGAUGGAGGCGGCGGUACCGUCGACCUGAUUGCGUACAAGAUUGUCUCCCUGAGACCGCUCCGGGUAGAGGAGUCCGCGGUCGGGACGGGAGGCCUUUGCGGGAGCGCUUUUCUCAACUAUCGUUUCGAGGAACACGUGAAGAACCGGAUAGGCCAGAGUCGGUUCGACGAGAUGAAGACGAAAAAGGCAAAAACGUGGCAGAUGGGGCUGCGCUACUUUGAGGAGUUUGUUAAGCGCAACUUCAACGAGGACGAGCACCAGGAAGUGAACGUCCCGUAAGUAUUCCUUCCACCCGCACCAAAAGAAAAAAGGGCCGUUUUAACCAUGCAUCCAUUCCCCGUUACUAAUCCUCCAGAUUCCCCGGCCUCCCUGACGACGAAGAGGCCGGCCUCGACUCGGGCUUCCUCGUCAUGACAGCGGAGCAGAUCAAGGACAUUUUCGAGCCCG
Messenger RNA from Thermothelomyces thermophilus ATCC 42464, 1362 nucleotides. RefSeq lists its product as uncharacterized. The transcript is spliced from 3 exons. Bases 148 to 1194 code for a protein of 348 amino acids. NCBI's taxonomy places the organism in Eukaryota, Fungi, Ascomycota, Sordariomycetes, Sordariales, Chaetomiaceae. The record is from RefSeq and is a predicted model, not a curated record. Gene Ontology annotation, molecular function: ATP binding; ATP-dependent protein folding chaperone.